AUGUGCGUGUCCAAGUUGGUCAAGGGUCUGGUAUAUAUGGCCAAUGUACUGAACUCGAAGGGGGAAGUCACGCCGAGUAGCUUUGUUCAGACACGCCGUAUUCAGAGCGUGUAUGAUAAAGUUGCAUUCCAGAAGGAGGCCCUUAAGGUGUUCAAGCUUGCGUGCGGUGACCCCGUAUCCGUGUCCGAGAUGCAGAUACGGGGAAUCGUGGCCGGACGACGCGUACGUUGUGAGCCCGUGGUGGAAAAGGUCAGCUCGGUGGGUCUCGAAUCGGCCGAUUUAAAUCUGGACCAUGUAGAUGACAACGACCUAGCCCAACUCGGCGUCCAUGAUGACACUGAGGACGAUGAUAUGGGGGAUACGAAUACAUGGCACAUAUACAUACACAUGCCGGGAAUGGGGAAGACCGGUUCAUCUUUCUGCGCUUCAACGUGGCCAAGUUUACGGCCAUUAACCGAUCCAUCAUGUAAUAAGCCGGGCCUCCACAUUAGACUCUAUGUAUAA
This is a messenger RNA of Sphaeroforma arctica JP610, 504 nucleotides long. RefSeq lists its product as hypothetical. The record is from RefSeq and is a predicted model, not a curated record. The coding region runs from base 1 to 504 and encodes 167 amino acids. NCBI's taxonomy places the organism in Eukaryota, Ichthyosporea, Ichthyophonida. The transcript has a single exon.